CUCGCCGGAGGUAACGGGCAGCGCCGUAGCAACUAGCCUGAUACAAAGCGUUUACGCGUUCCGAAAACAGCCAUGGCCCUGGAAUCGAGGAUCACACAGGAAGAAAUCAGGAAGGAACCGGAGAAACCUAUUGACCGGGAAAAGACAUGUCCGCUCUUACUACGGGUAUUCACCACCAACGGUGGUAGACACCACAGAGUGGAUGAAUUUGCCAGGGGCAACGUUCCUUCCAGUGAACUCCAGAUAUACACAUGGAUGGAUGCAACACUGAAAGAGCUCACCGGUCUUGUGAAGGAGGUUUAUCCAGAAGCCAGGAAAAAGGGGACCCACUUCAGCUUUGCCAUUGUCUACCCUGAACCCAAGAGGCAAGGAUACAGAGUGAAAGACAUUGGCAGUACUGUGUCCGGCAGGAAGGGGGCAGAUGACUCCAUGACACUUCAGUCUCAACGCUUCCAGAUAGGAGACUAUUUAGAUAUUGCCAUUACACCUCCAAAUAGGGCCCCGCCUCUAAACACACGCAUGAGACCCUUCUGAACGUGUACAGGGAGUCUCUCUCUCUCACUCACACACACACACACACACACACACACACACACACACACACACACACACACACACACACACAGACAGAGUCUUAGAUGGGAGACUCUUUGGAGAUGAGCUCACUGUGAACUGAGCACAUGUGAGAAGGACUGUCAAACAUAACACACCUCACUAUACACUUGUGUGAUUUUUUUUCUUUUAAUUUUUCAAGAUUUUUAACAACAAAAGGAUGUUUAGCUCAGGAUUGUCUUCAUUUGACUGACUUUUCUCAUAUGUAAAAUGUGACAUGUAAUAAAGCUGUUGUCUUUUUCAAAGAGUUUUCUUCUGUCCACUCAACUAAAAUGAGACAAUUGUGAGUUACAUUUUAAAAUGAAAAGAUAACGCGUCAGUGUAGAUAACGCAGUUCCACUACAUGCCUAAAUUAGAUAAAUAGCACAGAAAUGAUCUGUUAUUGUCAUCAACUUCAAUAUUUGAACUUGAACAUGAACAACGGGGGGGUCAGCCCUGGUAAAAAAUUUGGAGGUUGUAGGUAUUGUUUGGUCUGCAGGUGGCAGUAUAAGAUAAGCUAGUGUAUAAGAUACUAUGCUGGAUGAAAUUUUUUCCAUUUCAAAUCCCAGAAGCAAACAGUCUUACCGUACUUGCCAUGUGUGAAUUGAUUUCCUCAUUGUAUCUAAAGAAAAAGUUACUUGAUCAUUACCACUUAACAAUUUUAUUAUUUUUGGUGUACAUCCAAUGUUACAUUUACAUGUAAUGAUAUCUACUACUACUACUACUACUACAACUCGGCUGCUCCUGUUAGGGGUCACCACAGUUGAUCAUCUGUUUCCAUCUCUUCCUGUCCUCUGCAUCUUCCUCUGUCACGCCAGCCACCUGCAUGUCCUCCCUCACCACAUUCAUAAACCUCCUCUUUGGCCUUCCUCUUUUCUUCUUCCCUGGC
Messenger RNA from Lampris incognitus (smalleye Pacific opah), 1480 nucleotides. Its product is annotated as histone deacetylase complex subunit SAP18. The coding region runs from base 73 to 534 and encodes 153 amino acids. Gene Ontology annotation, biological process: negative regulation of DNA-templated transcription. The transcript has 4 exons. Gene Ontology annotation, cellular component: nucleus. Gene Ontology annotation, molecular function: transcription corepressor activity; transcription factor binding. The record is from RefSeq and is a predicted model, not a curated record. Lineage: Eukaryota; Metazoa; Chordata; Actinopteri; Lampriformes; Lampridae.